Messenger RNA from Manis javanica (Malayan pangolin), 2373 nucleotides. Lineage: Eukaryota; Metazoa; Chordata; Mammalia; Pholidota; Manidae. The record is from RefSeq and is a predicted model, not a curated record.
GGAAACCAUCUCUGCCUGUCUAGCCCUAAUGUGUCCAGCAGCCGAGAAAAUCUGGAGCCUGAGACAGAAACGGAAUCAGUAGUCUCUCUGAGGAGGGAGCGGCCUCGAAGGAGAGAUAGCAAUGAGCAUGGCGCUGGGGGCCACAGGCCCAGUGGCCCCCCAAGGCUGGAGCGCCACCUGGCUGGGUAUGAGAGCUCCUCAACCCUCCUGACCAGCGAGCUGGAGAGCACCAGCCUGGGGGACUCUGACGAGGAUGACACUAUGAGCAGGUUCAGCAGCUCCACGGAGCAGAGCAGUGCCUCACGCCUCCUCAAGCGCCACCGGCGGCGGAGGAAACAACGGCCACCACGCCUGGAGAGGACCUCAUCCUUCAGCAGCGUCACUGAUUCCACCAUGUCCCUCAACAUCAUCACAGUCACACUCAACAUGGAGAAGUACAACUUCCUGGGCAUCUCCAUUGUGGGCCAAAGCAAUGAGCGGGGAGAUGGUGGCAUCUACAUUGGUUCCAUCAUGAAGGGUGGGGCCGUGGCAGCUGACGGGCGCAUCGAGCCAGGGGACAUGCUUUUGCAGGUGAAUGACAUGAACUUUGAGAACAUGAGCAAUGAUGAUGCGGUACGGGUGCUGAGGGACAUUGUGCACAAGCCGGGCCCCAUUGUGCUGACUGUGGCCAAGUGCUGGGAUCCCUCUCCCCAGGCCUAUUUCACUCUCCCCCGAAAUGAGCCCAUCCAACCAAUUGACCCUGCUGCCUGGGUCUCCCAUUCGGCUGCACUGACUGGCACCUUCCCGGCGUACCCCGGUUCCUCGUCCAUGAGCACCAUUACAUCUGGGUCCUCUCUGCCUGAUGGCUGUGAGGGCCGGGGUCUCUCCAUCCAUACAGACAUGGCGUCUGUGACCAAGGCCAUGGCAGCUCCAGAGUCUGGAUUGGAAGUCCGGGACCGCAUGUGGCUCAAAAUCACCAUCCCUAAUGCCUUUUUGGGCUCCGAUGUGGUUGACUGGCUCUACCAUCAUGUGGAAGGCUUUCCUGAGCGGCGGGAGGCCCGAAAAUACGCCAGUGGGCUGCUCAAAGCGGGUCUUAUCCGACACACAGUAAACAAGAUCACCUUCUCUGAGCAGUGCUAUUAUGUAUUUGGAGAUCUCAGUGGAGGCUGCGAAAGUUACCUGGUCAACUUGUCUCUGAAUGACAAUGAUGGCUCCAGUGGGGCUUCGGACCAGGACACCUUGGCUCCUCUGCCUGGGGCCACCCCCUGGCCUCUGUUGCCCACUUUCUCCUACCAGUACCCAGCACCACACCCUUACAGCCCCCAGCCCCCACCCUACCAUGAGCUCUCAUCCUACACCUAUGGUGGAGGCAGUGCCAGCAGCCAGCACAGUGAGGGGAGCCGGAGCAGUGGGUCUACACGAAGUGAUGGGGGGGCAGGGCGCACAGGAAGGCCUGAGGAGCGGGCCCCUGAGUCCAAAUCUGGCAGCGGCAGUGAGUCUGAGCCCUCCAGCCGGGGGAGCAGCCUUCGGCGGGGUGGGGAACCUGGUGGGACUGGUGACGGGGGCGCUCCCCCUUCCAGGGGCUCGUCAGCAGGUACUCCCCAUCUCCGAGCUCACCCAGGGCUAAAUCCCUACGGCCCGCCCCCUGGUAUGGCCCUCCCCUAUAACCCCAUGAUGGUAGUCAUGAUGCCCCCACCACCACCCCCUGUUCCGCCAGCAGUGCAGCCCCCAGGGGCCCCUCCAGUCAGAGACCUGGGUUCUGUGCCCCCAGAGCUGACAGCCAGCCGCCAAAGCUUCCACAUGGCCAUGGGCAACCCCAGUGAGUUCUUUGUAGAUGUUAUGUAGAGCCCACAGUGGGGCCUGUUGGCUCUCUGCCCUUGGCCUGACAGUCAGUGCUCUGUGCUCCUGUCCUGUGAUUGGGUGUCUUGUCAAUCACAUGCCUGUUAACACCUCUGUGCCUGGGCUCAGCCCGCCCUAUGGGCUGCCAGCUGCCACUGACUCUUACUGGCAGUGCCUAGUCCCUCCCCCUCCCUCAGGGGUGUACAAGGGACCUUUGGUUAUUUUUAGCAUUUUUUUAUAAGCUUUUUUGGGGGUUAAAAUAGAUUUUCAUAUGUUUUUGGACUAUUUUUUUAGUAGGCUUUUUUUUUUAUAUGAAGAAUCCCCAUCUCCCGGGCCCCCUUCUUCUGACCAGAAAAUGUCAUUCACCCCGUCAGGUGUCCUGCAGGGUGGGCGGUGGUCAGUGGUACCUUGGGAGGAGGAAGGGGUUGGUCACCCUAGACAGCAGUCAAAGAAAGCUGGGGUAUUUGGUACUUGGGGGCCAUGUAGCUGAUUUUGUUACUCUAUUUAUUUUAGUCACUUGUAUAAAACACGAAAUAAAGCAACAGGGACAAACUC